AUGUUAGCCGCAUGCGCCAUUUAUUGGACACAGAACGACGAAUCUCUCCUCUCUGACAAUAUACUAACGAAAUUAAAUAGGGAAUUGGUUUUACAAAGAGUUGGAGGGAUGGGGUGUUUUGGGAGUAAAGAUAAACUGUCCAAGGAGGACAUGGACUUCCUGAAAACCCGGACCCGGUAUGACGAAGCCACCAUCAAAGAAUGCAUGUUCGCUAAUCCUUUGGGUCCCAAGAAGUUGGUGAUCUUCAAUACUCCAGGCGUGGCUCGAUCCUUUCUCAUCCUACAAAUGCGACAAAAUCUUCUGAGCUUCUUAUUUCGUAGAGUACUCUUCAGAUCGAUGGCUUACGCUUCUUCUCAUGUCCUUUCAUUCCUCGGCAGGACUCUUCUUUCCUCUUAG
Nezara viridula (southern green stink bug) is the source of this 396-nucleotide messenger RNA. The record is from the annotation of a GenBank genome assembly. NCBI's taxonomy places the organism in Eukaryota, Metazoa, Arthropoda, Insecta, Hemiptera, Pentatomidae.